GCUUCUCGACUCGCGGUUCACUCUUUUGACAAAACCCUAAUUACCAGUGGAACUGGGGGGUUAAGGUUCAGAGUCACCUACGAAGACUCCAAAAACAUUCAGCAGCUGACGCCCAAUUUUUUGCCGCCGGUACUCAAUAACACUUGACGCUGACGCAUCUCCGGAAAUUGGGUUUCUUAUUAACCUAAGAAUAAAAUGAGAUUAGAGAAGUGUUGGUUCUGUUCCUCCACCGUAUAUCCAGGGCACGGAAUUCAGUUUGUUCGCAAUGAUGCAAAGAUUUUCAGAUUUUGUAGAUCUAAAUGCCACAAGAACUUUAAGAUGAAGAGGAAUCCUCGUAAAGUAAAAUGGACCAAGGCAUAUAGGCGGUUGCACGGAAAGGACAUGACACAGGAUUCAACCUUCGAGUUUGAGAGGAAGAGAAAUAGGCCCGAGAGAUAUGACAGGAAUCUCACAGAGAACACCCUGAAGGCCAUUAAGACAAUCGAUAAAGUCAGAGUAGAUAGGGAGGCUAGACACCAUGCACGAAGGAUGAAGGGGAAGAAAGCCAAGGAGCAGAGGGAGGCAGCAAAGGAAUUGGAGCAGAGCAUUGACAUGGUCAAAGCUCCGGCUGCACUCCAACAGGAGCCAUCUCUUACACUUCCAAAAAACAAAGUCAAGGUCUCUCAGCCGCAAGCAGAGGAGAAUCACCUCAUGGAGGAGUGAGUUCAGUAGUUUAUUUGUUGCUCCACCCAGUUGUUGUCCAUCUAAUUAUCUUAGGCUGUUACAUUUUAUUUACUUCCUGGGACGUGUUUGUAUUCCGUAGAAAAGCUUUUGUUUGGGAUUUGGCAUUGCUUGCAUGAAGGAACCUCAUUAUUGUUUUUAAUUUUAGAUACACAUCCUUUGAACCUUAUAUAUUACUGAUUAUUAAA
Cornus florida is the source of this 908-nucleotide messenger RNA. RefSeq names its product probable ribosome biogenesis protein RLP24. Gene Ontology annotation, biological process: ribosomal large subunit biogenesis. The coding region runs from base 196 to 702 and encodes 168 amino acids. The record is from RefSeq and is a predicted model, not a curated record. The transcript is spliced from 5 exons. Gene Ontology annotation, cellular component: nucleolus. NCBI's taxonomy places the organism in Eukaryota, Viridiplantae, Streptophyta, Magnoliopsida, Cornales, Cornaceae.